AUGUCCGAGAUAAUCUACGGCGUGACGCCGCCAAUCUCGACCACUCUCCCGACCGAGGCAGAGAAGCGACUGAACAAUGCGCUACACCAGGAGUUGCGCGCACAGGGUACCUUCGAGAGCCCUCAGGAAACGGAGAAGAGAAGGGAGGUUCUGCGCCAACUCGAGAGGAUUACGAAUGUCUUCGUGCAGAGGGCGGCGGCCGAGAAAGAGCCCAAAAACACGUUUAUGAUCCGCGACGCCAUUGGCCGGGUUUUCACGUAUGGCAGUUACCGCCUCGGUGUCUACGGACCGGGCUCGGAUAUGGAUACUCUCGUCGUAGCGCCGAAAUACGUUACGGUUGAACAGUACUUCGAAAUCUUCCCCCAAGUCCUCGUCGAGAUGGCGCCGCCCGGGGCCAUCACCGACCUCACCCCCGUGCCCGAAGCCUUCGUUCCCAUCAUCAAGUUUGAGUUUUCCGGCAUCAGCAUUGAUCUCAUCUUCUGCUCCAUUCAGACGCUCAAACAGCUGCCGAACGAGAAGAACUGGAGCUUGGCCGACAACAAUCUCCUCCGCGGCCUCAGCGAGAACGAAGUGCGCUCGGUGAACGGGACAAGAGUGACGGACGACAUCCUACAUCUCGUGCCGGAGCCGGCCACUUUCAAGCUUGCUCUCCGAGCCGUCAAGCUCUGGGCGCAGCGCAAAGCCAUCUACGCCAACAUCAUGGGUUAUCCUGGUGGUGUUGCCUGGGCUAUGCUCGUCGCCCGGGUCUGCCAACUGUACCCCAAGGCCACAAGCGCGGUGGUUGUCAAUAAAUUUUUCCACAUCAUGUUCAAGUGGCCCUGGCCCCUUCCGGUUCUCCUCAAGGACAUCGAGUACGGCUGUCCCGUUACGCGAGUUGCGGUGUGGAAUCCCAAGAUUUAUGCCAGUGAUAGGAAUCACAGGAUGCCCAUCAUCACACCCUCCUACCCGUCCAUGUGCGCCACUCACAAUAUUGGCAGGUCCUCCAUGGCGGUGAUCAAACAGGAGCUGGAGAAGGGGAUCCAGGUAACGGAGGAUAUCAUGCUUGGAAGACGGCAGUGGAAAGACCUCUUCACAAAGCACACCUUCUUCACCUCGGGGUUCAGAUACUACCUCACAGUGAUUGUGUCAAGCAGGACCAAAAAGGCACAGAACGUCUGGUCGGGCUUCGUCGAAUCGCGGGUGCGGCUGUUGGUCAACAAACUUGAGAUGCACCCUUCCAUCGCCCUGGCCCGGCCCUUCAACAAAGGUUACGACCGAGAGCAUCGAUGCAAGGACAAUGCGCAGCUGGAAGAGGUGGUAUCCGUCGGCAGCCUCGCUUACGUGUAUAAGCCCCCGGCCGAUGGCGAGGACAAGGCGAAGGCCGAACCCAAGAUCGAGCCCAAGCGGGAGGUCAAGCAGGAUAUCAAAAUGGAAAACGGCGGGCCGGCAGUAAAGGAGGAAAAACCGGAAGCGAAAGGCGAUGACGGCAUGCGAAUUAAGCAAGAGCAUUCGGAGGCGACCCAGCUCCCACCUCCAUCGGACGUCAAGCCCGAACCCAGCGACGACACUGACGGCGAAAUCAGGCUGGAGGACAUCCCCGAGAAGAAAGAGGAGCCCGAAGAGAUGGAGAUCUAUACCACUAACCACUACAUCGGGCUGCAGAUGGUCGAGGGCUCCAAGUCGCUCGACCUGUCGCGCGAGGUGAACGACUGGAAAGCCAUGUGCACGUCCAACGAGCUGUAUGACGAGGGCCUGAUGUUCCUCUCCAUUCAGCACCUCAAGAACACGGGCCUCCCCGACGAUGUGUUUGAGCCGGGCGAGACCAAGCCCCGCCCCGUUAAGAAGAGCCUCAAGCGCACCGCGUCGGAGGAGCCCGGCAAUAGGCAGGUGCAGCCUCCCGCCAAAAGACAUGUUCUGGGUAAGGCGCCCGGUCCGCCGGCGCAGCAGCAACAGCAGCAGCAGCAACAACAGCAGCGACAGCAGCAACGCCCCGCUUCCACCGCGGCUGCGGCGGCUGGUUAG
Messenger RNA from Chaetomium fimeti, 2001 nucleotides. RefSeq names its product Poly(A) polymerase central domain-containing protein. The transcript is spliced from 2 exons. Gene Ontology annotation, molecular function: RNA binding; poly(A) RNA polymerase activity. The record is from RefSeq and is a predicted model, not a curated record. The coding region runs from base 1 to 2001 and encodes 666 amino acids. Gene Ontology annotation, cellular component: nucleus. Lineage: Eukaryota; Fungi; Ascomycota; Sordariomycetes; Sordariales; Chaetomiaceae.